Messenger RNA from Saprolegnia parasitica CBS 223.65, 683 nucleotides. RefSeq lists its product as hypothetical. NCBI's taxonomy places the organism in Eukaryota, Oomycota, Saprolegniomycetes, Saprolegniales, Saprolegniaceae. The transcript is spliced from 3 exons. Gene Ontology annotation, biological process: protein transport. The coding region runs from base 40 to 579 and encodes 179 amino acids. Gene Ontology annotation, molecular function: GTP binding; GTPase activity. The record is from RefSeq and is a predicted model, not a curated record.
AGUCAAAAGUCGGAAGGCGAAGACAUCAUCGGACGCAGCAUGGGGGGAAUCCUGCAGCGCAUGCUCCAAGCCUUCUACACGAAGAAGCUCGAGGUCGUCCUCGUCGGCCUCGAGAACAGUGGCAAGACGACGCUGCUCAACGUCAUGGCCAUGGGCCACCCGGUCGAGACGUGUCCGACGAUUGGCCUCAACGUCAAGCUCGUGAAGAAGGGCGGCGUGCAAAUGAAAUGCUGGGACAUUGGCGGCCAAGCGCAGUACCGAAGCGAGUGGGGCCGGUACACCCGCGGCUGCGAUGUCAUUAUUUACGUCGUCGACGCCAACGCGUUUGACCAAAUCUCGCUCGCGCGCAAGGAACUGCACCGCCUCUUGGAAGAUCGCGAGCUGGCGACGACGCCGCUGCUCGUGCUCGCCAACAAGAUUGACUUGGAGCCGCACAUUUCCGAGCCCGAGCUCAUUCGCGAGCUCAACCUCGACUACAUUGUCGACAACCCGUGGCUCGCCAUCCCGAUCUCGGCGCUGCGCCUCGUAAAUAUCGACCAGGUCAUCCAGUGGUUGAUGAAGCAGUCAGGGAAGGGCUAAGUACUUAUGGGAAUGCACGAUGACGUGGACCAUCAUGAAUUAGCAUCUCCUCUAGUUUUGCAAAAGACCAUAUAAAAAGACAACGAGAUGCCCAUAUUGCAUGU